Molecule: messenger RNA, 3979 nt
Organism: Stegastes partitus (bicolor damselfish)
Lineage: Eukaryota; Metazoa; Chordata; Actinopteri; Pomacentridae
Gene: ntng2b
Product: netrin g2b
Exons: 8
Coding region: 997-2589 (530 amino acids)
Biological process (GO): tissue development; axonogenesis; animal organ morphogenesis
Source: RefSeq, a predicted model, not a curated record
CAUAAAGCCUUUUUUUUCUCUCUCUUUCUUUCUGCCCUUGAGCAUCCCGGGUAAGCCCGAGCUUGUAAAGUGGGAAGAGGAGGAGGAGAGGGGGGCACGAAGGGCGGGCACAAGCCUUUCCUCAAACUCAAUAUUUUAUACUUUUGAUACUCCUUGACGCUGGAUUUCAGUCCUCUUCCCGAGCCGUUUCCAGAUCUAGGACGCGGAUCUUACCGUGCGCAGCCAUCCACGGUGAGAUAAAAAAGUAUCCGGCAGAAAAACAAACAGCGAGCCCGGGCAGGCUGAGAAACGGGAGUACAGAGAGGACCGCGGCGGGGAACGAGUACAGUGGACGGUCGGAGGGGGGGGGAUCUUCUUCUUUUUUUUUUUUUUUGGGUUGUUUCAUUUUUUUUUUCUGGCCAAAGAAAAGGGGGGACGUGCGCGCAAAGUCCUGACCAGCCUGACAGAUGCAUGUUAGAAGACAAUCAGAAGAGCUCGGCCAGUCGAAAAUGUCCAAUGGAUAUACCUGAAGACGCAACAACUUCUCCUCCGUCCUCCCCAACCAGCUCCACAGUUUCCCUGCAGGACAUCUGAGACAUGGAUCCGCGUUAACAUCUCCCACCCAACUCCCUGCACCACUAUGGUUAAAGUGUAUGCCGAGAUUCAUCUCUGUAACAUUAUCUGCCUCUCCACCCACCGACCAUCUUCCUCAGGAAACCAGCCGUCAAAACAACUAAGUGUCCCUCGCUCGGUUCUCUGGGGGGCGUCAAUAUUUGUCCUUCGACACUGAGCGAAAGUGGUGUUCUCCUUUUAUUUAAGGGGGGGAGGAAUUUAUGAACCUGGAGGCGAGUUGUGUCUAUUUCCCCCGCACCUCUCCAUUCACAGCACAGCAGCAUGGCGGCAGGGAUGUCCACUAUUUCUUUAUGAUCACCGCUCCAUGCGCUUCACCUCUCCUCUGAGCUCCGUGGCCCCCUCACCCCGUGCCGGACCCCGCUCCAAACACCCCCCCAGCCUGCCAUGCUCCUCCAGGCCGUGUUGCUGCUGCUGCUGCGCUGCUUGGCCUCCACCUUGGGCCAGUACGAACUGUGCAAGUCCCUGGUGAGCACGGACGAGGGCUCAGUGUGGGAGCAUUACGCGUGCCAGCCAAAAGCCGCGUCCAUGAAAGACCACAUGCGGAUCAGGGUGGAUCCGCCCGGAAUUACGUGUGGAAAUCCGCCUGAGAGGUUCUGCACUCUGGAGAACCCAUACCUGUGCAGUGACGAGUGUGAUGCCUCUAAUCCAGACUUGGCCCACCCUCCUCAGCUGAUGCAGGACCGUGAACGCAAUGGCCUAAUCACCUACUGGCAGACAGUCACCUGGAGACGUCACCCAGAGCCCCUGCUGGCCAACAUCAGCAUGUCCUGGAACAAGAGUUUAGAGCUCACAGACGACAUCCUGAUCACCUUUGAAUAUGGCCGUCCUACUAUCAUGGUACUGGACAAGUCCAUGGACUACGGACGCUCCUGGCAGCCCUUCCAGUUCUACGCUGACGACUGCUUGGAUGCCUUCAACAUGCCACCCAAACGUGUGCGUGACCUUUCGCCCGCCAACAUCACACGGGUCAUCUGCACUGAGCAGUACUCGCGCUGGGUCGGCUCCAAAAACGAAAAGAAUGUGAAGUUUGAGGUACGGGCACGCUUUGUUGUGUUUGCCGGGGUUCGGCUAGAGAACAUGGACAACCUGUACACCCGCAUGGAAAGUAUGAAGGGAUUGAGGGACUUCUUCACCUUCACCAACCUUAGGUUGAGGCUGCUCAGGCCCGCCCUCGGAGGCACCUAUGUCCAGAGAGACAACCUGCUCAAGUACUUCUAUGCCAUCUCCAACAUCGAGGUACCUGCCAGGUGUAAGUGUAACCUCCAUGCCUCCCAGUGCCUGCCGAUUGAUGGGAACCUCCAGUGCCAGUGUGAACACAACACCACCGGCCAGGACUGCCAGCGCUGCAAGAAAGGCUUCAAAGCCAAGUCCUGGAAAGCAGGUUCCUACCUGCCAGCACCCAACGGAACCCCCAACACCUGUACAAUUGCUGGUUCCCCCUCCGGUUCUAACUGUGAGUGCUACGGCCACUCCAACCGCUGCAGCUACAUCGACUACCUGAACAUCGUCACAUGCGUCAGCUGCAAGCACAACACCAGGGGCCAGAACUGCCAACACUGCAGAGUCGGAUACUUCCGCAACGCCUCUGCCGAACUGGAUGAUGAGAGCGUCUGCAUCGAGUGUAACUGCAACCAGAUGGGCUCUAUUCAUGACCGGUGUAACACCACAGGCUUUUGUUAUUGUAAAGAAGGUGCCACGGGGGCCAGAUGUGACGACUGUCUGCCAGGAUACUACUGGAAACAAGGAUGUUACCCUAACGUUUGCGACGAGGAGAUGCUCCUGUGCCAGAACGGAGGAACGUGCUACCAGAGCCAGAAGUGCAUCUGUCCUCCAGAGUUUAAGGGAGUACUGUGCCAACACUCCCGCUGCGAGGCGGGCAAGGACUGCAGCGGCGCUUCUUUGCCGCACCUUUCCACGGCCACCCUGCUGCUCUGCACUCUGCUAACCUACCUGCAGGCCACGUUAACACCCCACUGAGCCACGAAACCCCCCCUUAGACCAAGGAGUGUGUGUAUAUGUGUGUCUAUGUGAGGCAAAGUGUGACCCAGACCGGGGAGGGCCAUCGCAGUCAUGGACCCUGCAAACGCACACUGCAGCACUCUUAAAAAAAAAAAAAAGCACACACACUCACAGAACACUACCUAACCCCAUUCUCCUUUCAAACACAUACACACACAUACAUACACACACAAGCACAUAUACACACCUCACAGGACUGUUAUGAUUGUGAGUGUGUGCUCAGGUGCAAGAAGGACAAACAGAGAAAAAAGGGGAACGACCUCAGAGAAAAGAGAUGCAGUCGAAAGGGGAAAAAAAAAAUAAUAAUCAUACCAACCACUGUUCCCUUUAUUCCUGAGCUGGAGCAAUGUGCAUCAAACCAAAAAGCAUAAACACUUAAAUCACCACUGUUUCACUUCAAAGGGAAUGGCUGUUUUAACCACAAGGACUUUCUUUUCUCUUUUUUUUUUUUUUCCUUGGUUGAGUUGAGGAUCUCACCUCCGUUAGACUGAUGGCCAACAUGUGUGUGGUCAGACUCCACGCGAGGACGAGACAUAUGGACACAUGACGGACGGGUCGGGAGGCGAGAUGUUCAUUUGAUCCUGCUGCUGAGGCCUACAUAGUAUAUUAACCAGGUUUCAUUUCCUCUCUAAAGAUGAGACUUGAUUUUACAUUUAUUCUCUUUCUGCUGCAUUUUUUUAAAAUUAUAUCUUCAGUCAUUGUAUCUAAUGUGCCCACUAGCAGUCGCUGAGAUUAUACAUAUUAUAUAAUAUCCAGGGGGUUAUGAAUUAUAAAAAAAAAAUAAAAAUAGUCACUAUUAUGGUUGUUAUAGGAAUGAGUGAUUGUUGCCACACUUAGCGAGAUUUAAUCUUCACACAGUAUUCAGGAAGCAGAAUUUAACAGAAUCUAACUAAUCAAAAGUCUAAAAAGAGAGAGAAAAGAUAUGAACCACGUAUCAAUAUUAUAUGACAUUAUUUGAAUAUUUUUUGUAGAAAUUAUUUUUGUUUGAAGUUACAAUAAAUUAUAAAAAAUGACAUUUACAACUAUUCCAAAUGAGCAUUUUAUUACACUGAGUGUAAACCUUGCAGUAAAUAUGACUGUUAUUUGCCUUCUUGCUUGUACUUUUUUCAUUCAAUCAAGUGUCCACAACUACAUGCUAAUCUUCUUAUUUUCAGAGGGGGGGAAACAAGGUUUGUCAUAAAGAGUCGUCGCUCUAAGGCUUUCAUUUGAUCUAUUGCGUUCAUUUUGGACAUGGUGUUGAAUGCUUGUUACUGCGAAACAGAUUAUCCCAUUUUAAAAUCUAACAGUCUGUCUGACAAUCACAAAGAACUGCUUUCAUGUCAAGAGAAUAUAAAUAAUUUUAUUCUGA